This is a messenger RNA of Gossypium arboreum, 1232 nucleotides long. RefSeq lists its product as uncharacterized. The coding region runs from base 153 to 956 and encodes 267 amino acids. The record is from RefSeq and is a predicted model, not a curated record. Lineage: Eukaryota; Viridiplantae; Streptophyta; Magnoliopsida; Malvales; Malvaceae. The transcript is spliced from 2 exons.
CCUACCAUUGAAGCAAAGUACCAUAGCAAGUUUAAACAGACUCCUACAAAUAAAUAUUUGGAAUCUCUCCUUUCUAAUUUUUUGCUUUCUUUGAGUUAUUCAAUUUCAUUUUUUUUGUCUACCACAUCGAAAGAGACUGAGAGGUAGGAGAAAUGGAAGAGCUAAAGAACUAUGGGCAUCAACAUCCACUGUUGAUGUUAAAUGAGGAGCAGUUGAUUGGCAAUGGCAAUGGAGUAGUUGAUUGCUCAAGGUGUGGGGAGAAGGUUUCAGCUCCAUGUUUUAGCUGUGUGGAGUGCUGUGGGUUUUACCUCCACAAGACAUGUGCCGAGGCACCUUUGGAGCUUAAUCAUCCUUUUCAUCGCCACCAUCCUCUCGUGCUUCUGCAGAAUCAACCUUACACUUCUGGGUGCGUUCGAUGUGUGACUCUCCAAUAUGAUGUAAAAAUUCCAGGGCAUAAACACCCUCUUCUUUUCUAUUUUGAUAAUGAGGAGCAGUGUAAUGGUUGUGGGACGGAUAUCAAUAGCGCAUAUCGUUGUAAGGAUUGUAACUUUGGUUUAUGCCUUCAAUGUGUUCUACGACCAACUAGAGUCGGACACAAUUGCGAUGAUCAUUCUCUUAAACUCACUUAUCACAAGAUUAAUGAUUAUGAAAAAUAUCAUUAUUGUGACAUUUGUGAGGAAAAAAGGGAUCUAAAGUACUGGUUUUACCAUUGCGAAACUUGUGACACUUCUGCUCACGUGAAUUGCGUUCUUGGAGAAUAUCCAUUGAUCAAACUAGGCAGCACCUACAAUGAAGGAGACCAUCCACACCCUCUCACUUUUGCCAAGAAAUUUCCUUACUACCCUAAAUGUGGUGAAUGUGGUGAGCCUUGUGAAGAUCUUUCUCUUGAAUGUGCAGAACCAGGAUGCAACUAUAUUGCUCAUUGGAAAUGCAAAAAACCAGCAAUGCUGUGGUAGUUGCUGAAAAUUGCGGCUUCAGUUUCACAAAAAAGUAAUGUGUGGUUGUUGUUAAUGGUUGUUACUUUUAUUUGGCUUUUCAAUUGUGUGUUUAAACAAUGUAAUAUUUUUAGGUUGAAAAUUGUGAGGUUUGAACUGUAAAUAUAUGAUAAUAAAAUCUAUAUGAUUUGCUUACUAGUCUGUUAAUUAUUUUUGUCCUUAGAUUCCAAGAAAAAUUAUUAUCCUUAUAUGCUACCUUCCAUAUUUAUACAAGUUGAAUAUAGUUGGAUAUGAAAA